Toxorhynchites rutilus septentrionalis is the source of this 1485-nucleotide messenger RNA. RefSeq lists its product as uncharacterized. The transcript has a single exon. The record is from RefSeq and is a predicted model, not a curated record. Gene Ontology annotation, molecular function: nucleic acid binding. Bases 1 to 1485 code for a protein of 494 amino acids. Lineage: Eukaryota; Metazoa; Arthropoda; Insecta; Diptera; Culicidae.
AUGGCCGCAUUUGCUUGUGUUGCUUAUCUGCGCGCUGAAGUAGCUGGACAAAUACAAUGUGCUUUGGUAACCGGGAAGGCGAAGGUAGCUCCACUCAAGUUAAUGUCUGUGCCCCGAUUGGAGCUCCAAGCUGGGGCGCGACUGGUCGAGAGCAUCUGCUCCACUCAUACUCUGCCUAUCACGAAAAGAUUCAUUUGGACCGACUCGAAGACAGUGUUGGGAUGGAUUAACUCUGAUCAACGAAGAUAUCGCCAAUUCGUGGCUUUCCGCAUUGGGGAGAUCCUUGAGAAAACAAAAGCCAACGAAUGGCAUUGGGUUCCCUCGGAUUCGAAUGCCUCUGAUGAUGCGACCAAGUGGAAAAGGGGACCGAAUUUGUGCCCGGAAGGUCGCUGGUUCGGAGGACCUGAUUUUUUACAUUUGAGUGAGGAGUAUUGGCCAUCAAUCCCAGAAGAGAAAUAUGACACAACUGAGGAACAGCAGUCCAGUAUGGUAAUGCAUCAUUAUAUCAUCGAUUCGGUGUUUGACUGGGAGCGGUUUUCAAAUUGGAACCGUUUGUCUAGAACCGUUGGGUUCGUGGUUCGAUAUCUCGGAAAUUUGAGGGCAAUAGCACGGCGACUUCCUACAACGAAGGGCCCGCUGAGUCAAGAAGAGUUGGCAAAAGCGGAGGCGUGGAUAUUUCAUUCAACCCAAAAAGAGAUCUUCGCAAAGGAAGUGACCAUGUUGUCUACAGUUGAUACUACAGGAAAAAGUGUGAGACUAAAUAGUGACAGCAAGCUCUUCAAACUUUCUCCGUUUCUUGAUAACAACGGCGUUUUGCGUGUGGAAACCAGGAUAAGUUUAGCAGCAUUUGCAUCAUAUGACACAAGAAAUCCUAUCAUUCUUCCUCGGUAUCAUCGUGUAACCAAGUUGAUCAUCUUGUGGUAUCAUCAGAAGCUUCUACACGGUAAUAUGGAAACCGUAAUUAGUGAGUUACGACAGCGAUUCCAUGUAUCCAACCUACGCACCGUCGUUCGAGGCGCAGUGAAGGAAUGUUGUAGAGUGUCCAAGGCAGUUCCUUCGGUACCCAGAAUGAGUACUCUACCAGCGGCCAGGCUAGGGGCAUUUUUUCGACCGUUUACAUUUGUCGGUCUGGACUACUUUGGCCCAAUGACGGUCCGCGUAGGACGUAGCAAUGUGAAACGUUGGGUAGCGUUAUUUACGUGUCUUUCGAUCCGUGCUGUGCAUCUAGAAGUCGUGCAUUCAUUGUCGACAGAAUCGUGUAAGAUGGCUGUUCGGCGGUUUGUGGCACGGCGUGGAUCUCCGUCAGAAAUUUACAGCGAUAACGCGACAAACUUUCUAGAUGCCAGCAACGAACUUCGGAACGAGUUCAGGUCCAUCAACGGGAACAUAGCUGAAACUUUCACGAAUUCCAACACAAAGUGGUUAUUCAUUCCCCGGCCUCCCCACACAUGGGAGGCGCUUGGGAGAGAAUGGUGCGAAGCGUAA